CUUGUACAAUAUCUAGCCUAACUCUAAAGUAGCAAUAUCACAAUUCACAAUGGAACUUCACAUUCCCAAACCAUGCUUUAUCCUUUUAAUUCUAACGACUUCCUUGUUUGCAUCAACUAUCCUAGCUGCAAACUCAAACCUAUUCCGAGAAUACAUUGGAGCUCAAUUCAAAGGUGUCAAAUUUUCAGAUGUUCCUAUAAACCCAAAUGUCAAUUUCCACUUCAUUUUAUCCUUUGCUAUUGACUAUGAUACUUCAUCUCCUCCUUCUCCCACAAAUGGAAACUUCAACAUCUUUUGGGACACUCAAAAUCUUAGCCCUUCCGAAGUCUCUUUCAUCAAAAAUCAAAAUCCAAAUGUCAAAGUAGCUCUUAGUCUUGGUGGAGACACCGUUCAAGGCGACCCCGUUAACUUCAUUCCAUCUUCGAUUGAUUCUUGGGUUUCAAACGCGGUUUCUUCACUCACAAGCAUAAUCAAGACGUAUAAUUUAGAUGGAAUUGACGUUGAUUAUGAACAUUUCAUCGGAGAUCCUAAUACAUUUGCUGAAUGCAUUGGAAGGUUAAUUACAACUCUCAAAAAUAACAACGUUAUUAGUUUUGCUUCAAUUGCUCCAUUUGAUGAUGCUGAAGUUCAAAAUCAUUACUUAGCCUUAUGGAAGAGUUAUAGUAACAUUAUAGAUUAUGUUAAUUUUCAAUUUUAUGCAUAUGAUAAAAGUACCACAGUGGCACAAUUUAUUGAUUAUUACAAUAAACAAAGCUCAAAUUAUAAUAGUGAAAAAGUUUUGGUGAGUUUUGUUAGUGAUGGGAGUACUGGAUUAGGCCCAGGCAAUGGAUUCUUGGAUGGAUGUCGUAUGUUAAAGAGUCAGCAAAAGCUUAAUGGAAUUUUUGUGUAUUCAGCUGAUGACUCUAAAGCUGAUGGUUUCCGCUAUGAGAAGGAAGCACAAGAGGUUUUGGCUAGUCCUAAUUAGAUUUUAAUUAUCUUUUUGUUCUCCUAAUUUGAGCUCUUGAUUAUUCUAUUCUAUGUUACAAUAACACGUCUCUAAUUUAAGUUGGUGGAGCUAAUUAAUUAAGUCAUGAGAUGGUUGGUUGGCAUA
Medicago truncatula (barrel medic) is the source of this 1090-nucleotide messenger RNA. Its product is annotated as chitinase 2. Gene Ontology annotation, molecular function: hydrolase activity, hydrolyzing O-glycosyl compounds. Gene Ontology annotation, biological process: carbohydrate metabolic process. The record is from RefSeq and is a predicted model, not a curated record. The transcript has a single exon. NCBI's taxonomy places the organism in Eukaryota, Viridiplantae, Streptophyta, Magnoliopsida, Fabales, Fabaceae. The coding region runs from base 50 to 964 and encodes 304 amino acids.